This is a messenger RNA of Fusarium coffeatum, 900 nucleotides long. RefSeq lists its product as uncharacterized. The transcript is spliced from 2 exons. Bases 1 to 900 code for a protein of 299 amino acids. NCBI's taxonomy places the organism in Eukaryota, Fungi, Ascomycota, Sordariomycetes, Hypocreales, Nectriaceae. The record is from RefSeq and is a predicted model, not a curated record.
AUGCUCAACUUCUCGGCGCGCGAUGGGCGCAACAGUCACCAUACGAUACCGCUCGGCCUACGACGGCCCCAGGCACGUCACAAAGCCAUAUUGACCCAUCCAACACCAUCACCACUCUCAGCGAUUCACUCACAGGUACGCUUGCCCGACACGAAGAACCCGAUCCACUCUCCAAAUACUGUCAAGACGGUUUCGAUGACUCUGUGGCCCCGCGUCUUCAGCAAGCCGAACCAUCUACUCCAUCUAUACUUUGGUGGUUGCAUUUAUCGAGAUGCUGUACGCGCGCAUAUCAUGUGGAAUUUCCCUGACGAGACAGAGUCGUCAUAUUCUUCCUUCACAUUGGUAUCAACGCAACCCGCCGAGUGCUUUGACGUCUUGACACCGUCAUCGCUCAACCAGGGCCCCUCUCAUCUCCCCAUAAUCUGCUACAUCGCCCGGACUCAGCUAAUGUCGAACCGAAACAACCAUUUUCGUAUCGCGCCUGGCCCAGGGAAGUCAUCGAUUGAGCCUAUCUUUCGGCUUCGAGAGCUCCGAGCCCGCAAGCUCGUCCCAUCACUUUCGGAUCACAAUGCGUGUUUUCUGGGCGUCUUUUUUGGAAUGGCGCAGAAGCACUUUUACCCUCGACCUUUCACUGACGAAUGCGAGUUCCGCAUGUCUCCAGUGAUCCUCACCCACAAUACAGGCACUUUAGCGUUUAUUGUCUACAACGGCAACAUAACCGAAGCAUUUCUAGAAAAGUUCCACAACCCCUUCAAGGCCACGCCUAACAACGAUGAUGACGUCGUCUCUAGCAACACGAUAGAUUACACAGAAGUUCCCAUCUGGUCGAUUCUAGGUCUACGAGAACUAUUUGGCAAAGUUUUGUGUCAAGAGGUCGUCGGUGCUUUCCAGCCCGAAUGA